GACAGCACGUACACGAUGAACGAAAUACCUAGUCAAGAAAGCCAACUUAUUCGAACUGUUAUUAUGUCUGUUAGUUAUUUAAUUGUCGUGCUGAUCGCUAUACCUGGCAAUAUUUUUAUUAUUUACGCAAUCGUAAUUAAUCGGAAUACAUCGAUGUCCUCAUCGACAUUUCGACUGAUAUUAAAUUCCGCGAUAGCUGAUUUGGCUUUUGCUGUAUGUGCAUUACCAUGCACAUACAUGGAGGACACAUAUGAUAACUGGUAUUUAGGUGAAUUUAUGUGCCUAGUCAUGCGCUCAACAGCAAUUAUCUUAAUUACUGCGUCUAUUCUCUCCAUGACAUUUAUUGCAAUCGAUCGAUGCAUUACUAUGAUUUACAGUAGCAGCUGGUUACAAUCGCGUUGUCGUCUUACUAAUAACGCACUAACAAUUAUUUAUGUGAUCAUCAUUUGGUUGAUAUCGAUUGCCACAGCGGUACCACAAUAUACAAUUAUCGAAUAUCGCGGCCUAACAUCGAUUGGAGGACCAUUUUGUUACUUUGGUUUAAGCAAUUUACGGCGCUUUCGUUACUAUUUCCUCCUCUUUCCGAUCAUUUGCUUUUUAAUUCCAGUAAUAGUUAUGAUAUCAUGCUAUGCUGCCAUCGCUUAUUACUUAUUACGACGUAAUCAUCAAUCAUCUUUAGGCAUUUCUACAUCCAAAAAAUCGAAAGUCCAUCAGCGCGAUAUCAAUGUCAUCCGAAUGUUAAUUGCCACAGUAGUAACAUUUCUAAUCUUUUGGCUGCCCUAUAACAUCUUCGUUGUCUAUUUUAAUGCUUUACCAGAACUCAUUGACCAGGCCAGAUUUAAUAAUAAGUAUCAAUUCAUAUUAAUACCUGUCAUGAAAUUCUUAGGGUGUUGCCACUGUUGUCAUAAUCCUAUCAUCUAUUUAAUAUUCAAUAAAAAUUUUCAA
Molecule: messenger RNA, 945 nt
Organism: Trichoplax adhaerens
Lineage: Eukaryota; Metazoa; Placozoa; Uniplacotomia; Trichoplacea; Trichoplacidae
Exons: 2
Biological process (GO): G protein-coupled receptor signaling pathway
Cellular component (GO): membrane
Molecular function (GO): peptide binding; G protein-coupled receptor activity
Source: RefSeq, a predicted model, not a curated record